UAAUAUCGUAGAGGAAGGGAAGCCGAGUUAUGCCUCGAUCGGUGGCUCGCGCGUUCCUCCUUUCCUUUCCGGGAUGCUUCACGUACAUGUCGAGGGAUGGGAAUCUGAUUUGGGCGUUUGAGGAAUGUGACCGUCUCCAAGAUCAUGAUUGAUGAGGAGGAUAAAGGGACCAUGCAAACAAACAUCGAGGCAUCCCUUGGCUGUCUUAAGAAGAAGACAUCUGACGUGAAGUCCCAGGGAAGUGGGAACGCUAGCUGUUUUAAGAAGGCAUCUGACGUGAAGCCCCAGGGAACUCGGAAUGCUAUGGAAGAUAUUCCUGAGACUAAAGAAGAUAUUGAUGUACCUCCAGCUUAUUUUUUUCAUUCAGACUACUCAGUUAGCAGGGAAGGAUCUAGACUUUUGCAUCAAAGCCAGAACAUGCCAUUUUACCAACCAGAAGUCUUGAUGUGGCCAAUCAUCUAUCCUGGUAUACAGAUGCAGCAGCAGCAGCACCAUAUGAAUGUAUUUGACAAUCAUUUAUUUCCAAUGAACAGUGAGGGUUUUUACCCUGCUGAGCAUAAAAUACAUUAUAUGCCAUACAAGAUGUUUCCUCAAGGUUACCCACAUGAACUUCAGUUUCAAGAAUUUCAAUAUUUCGUGGUUAUUGACUUUGAAGCAACCUGCGAAAAGGAUAAGAUCCUACAUCCACAAGAGAUCAUUGAAUUUCCAUCUGUUCUUGUUAAUAGUUGUACUGGAUGUCAAGAAGCUUCCUUCCAAACAUAUGUUAGGCCCGUGCAUCAUCAACUCCUGACUGAUUUCUGCAAGGAGCUCACAGGCAUCCAACAAAUUCAGGUGGAUAAAGGUGUUUCUCUUAGCGAAGCUCUGCUCUUGCAUGACAAAUGGUUGGAAGACAAAGGGAUUAAGCAUAAAAACUUUGCUGUGGUCACAUGGUCUGACUGGGAUUGUCGUGUGAUGCUUGAAACUGAGUGCAGAUUUAAGGGGAUUCGGAAACCUCACUAUUUUAAUCAGUGGAUCAAUUUAAAGGUUCCAUUUCAGGAGGUUUUUGGUGGCGUCCGCUGCAAUUUAAAGGAGGCGGUUCAGCUGGCCGGACUAGCAUGGGAGGGCCGUGCUCACUGUGGCCUCGACGAUGCUCGAAACACCGCCCGUCUCCUUUCCGUUCUCAUGCGCCAAGGUUUCCGCUUAUCCAUAACCAACUCUCUCACACAACAUUCAAUCGAACGUCCCAAUCCAUCAUCCACUACCCAAAUCCUGAAGCCAAAAGAGAAAAUUUCAGGUCAAACCCCCCUCCAGUAUCAGCCCUCCAUGGAAGCCAUGAAGGAGAGAGCCAUCUACUGCUUCUGUGGGGUGAAGAGCAGUAAAUGUGUGGUUAGGAAGCCAGGGCCUACACAGGGAAGGUAUUUUUUUGGCUGUGGAAACUGGACGGGCAGUGCUGCCUGUGACUACUUUGUUUGGGAGGAAACUAAGAAGUCUAUUGAUCUUACCUCUGUACAAAAGCUGAGAAUUUCUCCAGUACUCCAUGGUGCUGUGAUUAGUGGAAGCAAUAAAGCUUAGUCGCAUACUCGGUUUUGCUUCACUUAUAUAUAUAAAUAUAUACAUAUAUGUCUUCUAUCUAAGAGAGUGAAAACUUUUAUGUUAGCAACUAAGAUAUUUCUAGGGAGUGUCUAACCUGUAAACUCUAGACUUGUUGACAGGAGAUUGAAGGAUAAGAUGCUGCUUAGGAUGAUUUAAAUAGUGUAGAAAUGGUUGAAGACUUGAAAUUAUUAUCUUAAAUAACAGACGACUAUGAGUCUUGUUUGUUUUCUGUUAUUUAUAAUGGAAAAGCUAUCAAUGCAUUUCCUGUAUUGACUUCUGGAACUCUAAUCUUAGAUGCUGGUACUCAA
Messenger RNA from Dendrobium catenatum, 1880 nucleotides. RefSeq lists its product as uncharacterized. Bases 145 to 1551 code for a protein of 468 amino acids. Gene Ontology annotation, molecular function: zinc ion binding; nucleic acid binding; 3'-5'-RNA exonuclease activity. Gene Ontology annotation, biological process: exonucleolytic trimming to generate mature 3'-end of 5.8S rRNA from tricistronic rRNA transcript (SSU-rRNA, 5.8S rRNA, LSU-rRNA). The transcript has 5 exons. NCBI's taxonomy places the organism in Eukaryota, Viridiplantae, Streptophyta, Magnoliopsida, Asparagales, Orchidaceae. The record is from RefSeq and is a predicted model, not a curated record.